AUCAAUGUAAAGGAAACUCUCCUGUACUCUUUGCAUUUUUUUUUUGUUCAUUCAGUAAUCGCUGAUAUUAGUAGUACAUUGAGCAUUAGUUUCUUUAUAAUACAGUAGAGGUAAUUACGUUCGAUCAAUAAACAUUUCUAAAGAUUGUUUUAGUUGUACAUGUUUUAAAAGUUUUAUCUUUAUCUCCAUUAUGCUAGUUUUCAGUAUGCAGUGAUCGCUCGACUGUGAUUUGUUACAAUAUUCUGGAGGAUAUUUUGAUAUAUAUCGAUAAUAUUUAUAUUCUAACGAAAUAUUAAUGGCAAUAAAGAGUAUUAUUAAUCGUCCAGUUGAAAUAAGUCUUCGUUUGAUUGGUGCCUGGCCAAAUUCUUCAUGUCAAAUUUUAAAAUAUAUCAUGUGGACAACUGUGAUGUCAAUAUUUUUGAUAUUUCAAUACUCAUAUUGCAUUAUCCAUAUUAAAACGGCCACUUUAAUAGAUAUAUUGGAUUGUUUAAGCAUUACUUGUUCAAAUACUCUUCUCCUUCUGAAAUUUAUUAUCAUUUGGUUCCAUAAACGAGUUCUUUUUGAAAGUUUGAUCAUAAUUGCCGAAGACUGGGAUAAUUGUAAAUUUGAAUGGAAUAUGGAAAUAAUGAUGCAGAAAGCUAUUUUAUCCUAUCGCAUUGCAAAGCUUAUGCUUGUAAUAUUUAUAUGCAGUAUCUUUAUGUAUGCAGUGUCUACGUUUUUUGGUCCUGAUAUUGGAGCAUCACGUUCUGAUCAGAAAAAAUUUUUAUUAAAGAUGGAAUUUCCUUUCGAAGCAACAGUUUCACCACUAUAUGAGAUUAUUGUAACGAUUCAACUUAUCAUGCAAUUUAUGUUUGCCACAAUGGCUGGAAUGUUUAUGACAAUUAUUGCAACUUUUGUACUCCAUGUGGCUAGUCAACUCGACAUAAUCUGUGAUAGAUUAUCAGAGAUUUUAGACGCACAUAAAGAACAAGAAUUACGUAUAAGAAUCAUAAAAAAGCUUAUAGCAAAACAUCAAAGAACUUUAAAUUUAUCUGAAAAUAUCGAAAAUAUAUUUACAUUUAUCUCUUUAUCACAGUUUUUUUUUAAUAUUUUAGUGAUCUGUUUUGUGAACUUUAUUCUUGUAACCUCAAUAGGCACUGAGCAAGCACCUACAGUAAUAUCAAAAUGUUUUCCUUACUACGUAGCUCUUAAUUUUGAGGCACUUAUACUUUGUUAUACGGGUGAAUAUCUUAGUUCCAAAAGUGAGAAUAUAAAUUGGAUUGCGUACAAUUCUAAUUGGUAUGAAUUAAGUAUUUAUGAAAUUCGUGUUCUUUUAUUAUUAACAAUGCGUUCUCAAAAACCUCUGACUCUUACAAUUGGGAAAUAUAUGAAACUUUCUUUAGAAACAUUUGCUAAUGUAAGAAUUUCGUUAUGUUUUUUUUAAGAAAUUAA
This is a messenger RNA of Apis cerana (Asiatic honeybee), 1431 nucleotides long. Its product is annotated as putative odorant receptor 92a. The record is from RefSeq and is a predicted model, not a curated record. Gene Ontology annotation, cellular component: plasma membrane. Gene Ontology annotation, biological process: sensory perception of smell; detection of chemical stimulus involved in sensory perception of smell. NCBI's taxonomy places the organism in Eukaryota, Metazoa, Arthropoda, Insecta, Hymenoptera, Apidae. Gene Ontology annotation, molecular function: olfactory receptor activity; odorant binding.